This is a messenger RNA of Girardinichthys multiradiatus, 1891 nucleotides long. RefSeq names its product crystallin J1A-like. Lineage: Eukaryota; Metazoa; Chordata; Actinopteri; Cyprinodontiformes; Goodeidae. The record is from RefSeq and is a predicted model, not a curated record. The transcript is spliced from 10 exons.
CAGUCUAUAUUUCUGCAGGUUAACUGGCGAUUUAACGACGAUGCAUUCACACAUCCGCUUACACUAGCAUGUGAUUAGCAGGACUGCCCCACUCCAGUCCUGUAGGUCCACAGUUCUGCUACUUUCAGACGUCUCUGCUUCAACGCACCUGAAUCACAUAAUUAACUCAUUAAUAGGACUCUUUAGAACUUGACUGCAUGUUGAGAAGGUAAAUUAACAUUGGAUUCAGGUGUUUUGAACCACAUAUAUUGCCCUAAAUGCUUCAGUAUUUCCUGCUAAUGAUAUGACGUCAGCUGUGGCCAACAGAGCCAUAGGAGCCAUUGUUGGAUCAGCUGUUGCAGAUGCUGCAGCUCAGCCCCUCCAUUGGGUGUAUGAUCUCCAGAAACUGAAAGGGAUCUUGGCUCAGGAUCCAAACCCUGAAUUCCGCUCCGAGUCGGCCAAUCCCUUCUACAGGAGGCAGACGGGCCAGCAGAGCUGCUACGGAGACCAGGCUUAUGUCCUGCUUGAGUCCCUUUCAGAAUGUGGAGGUCUAAAUGCUGAUGAUCUGAAGCAGCGCACACUGAAAUUCUUUGGGCCAGGUUCAGAGUAUGACACGCCUGUCAAUGACCCUUACCGAGACCGUAGUGGCCCAAGACCUCAGCUGCCUAUUGAAGGACCAUGGAGACAAGCAAGCUUGAAGAGCUUCUUAAAGAAUGUUGAUGCAGGCAAAGAGGAGACGGGCUGUGAGACGGACUGUCAGAUUGAUGGGAUAGCCAAGCUGGCUCCUAUAGUGGCUUUCUAUGCAGGACAACCUGACAUGCUGGAAAAGGUUGAACAGGCCAUCCGAGUCACCCAGAACAACGAUGAAUGUGUUGCUGAAACUUUGGCUGCGGCAAGGUUUCUGGAGCAUUUUAUCCUGACUGGUCCAGAUCCAAAAGCUUUGGAUGUAGUGCUAAAUCAGCUCAACGACCCCAACAGAAAGCAGCCCCAGGACCUGGACAAAGCAGUGAUUGGGCACAUUCAUCAAGUGAAGGAGAAUUUAUCAAAGCCUCCACAGGAGCUGAUUCCCACUGUGUUUUCCAACACAUGAGGUUUGCCAAGUGCCUUCCAGGCAGCGCUGCAUGGAGUCCUGACAGCCAAACAGUUUGAGACGGCCAUCAGAGACACCAUGAGCUGUGGGGGGUGCACCUGUAGCAGAGCCUCCUUCAUUGGAGCAUGCGUUGGAGCCCAGAUUGGGCUUGAAAGAAUCCCAGCAUCUUGGAUGAGCAAAACCUUACGAUGCAACUCUGUGCUGGAGAAAGCUAAGAAGAUUACCAAACAUCACCUAUAAUGUUGUGGUUCACAGUAUGAGGUGGCCGAGAGCAUCAUGGAAAAACUGUUGGGCGUUUGCAGAGCUGUUAGUGACGGCUUUUGUCUAAACUUAGGGACGGCAAGAGCCAGAUGUUGUUGUCUCUGUUAAAGUCAAACAUGUUGGUUCAGAUGUUCCGGAAGAGAUUAUUUUUUACCAGACUCAUUCAAAACUUGAUUAAGAACAGCGUCUAUUAUCUUUUUUUUUUUUUUUAAACCUUUAUUGAAGAAAAUUGAGCACAUUGAUAAAAUGCAACUAUUGUCAAUUAAAGCAAAUAAAUUGUUCAAAAGGGCCAAUCAGUAAACAUACAAGCACUUUCUGUCUUUGUUAUAUAUGUAAUCAUAUACAUUUAGCUUUGACAACUUAAAUCAUCAGUGUACAUGUGGAUCAACAGGAAAAAAAUAAACAUGACACAUCUACAGUAAGAGCAUAGCUUUGUAAGGCUCAAUGAAAGACAUUUAGAGUUUAAUUGUAGACGUAGCUUUAAGUUCUCUUCAUCAAGUGAAGGAUAAUCAUUCAGGUUCUGAGCAAAUAAACCAAAACUUGCUUUUAAAACCCUAAAAA